Syngnathoides biaculeatus (alligator pipefish) is the source of this 4460-nucleotide messenger RNA. RefSeq names its product semaphorin-4G-like. Gene Ontology annotation, molecular function: semaphorin receptor binding; chemorepellent activity. Gene Ontology annotation, biological process: negative regulation of axon extension involved in axon guidance; neural crest cell migration; semaphorin-plexin signaling pathway. The transcript is spliced from 16 exons. Bases 622 to 3243 code for a protein of 873 amino acids. The record is from RefSeq and is a predicted model, not a curated record. NCBI's taxonomy places the organism in Eukaryota, Metazoa, Chordata, Actinopteri, Syngnathiformes, Syngnathidae.
CGUCUCUAGUCCAGCCGCAAAGCACUCACUUACAUUCAGUCACACUACAAAACGAGACGAUUCCACGCCGGGCUGAAAAAAAAAAAAAAAAACACAGAGACUUAAAAAACAAACCAUUGAACAGCUAAUGGGGCCGGCAAACAAGAAGAAGUAAGAGUUUUUUUUCAUUUUUUUUUAUUUUUAGGGCGAUACAAGUGUACGUUUCGUGGGCGGCUUUGGCUUGGAAGUGUUCCAGUGUGGUGGCUGUUGAUAUACAGGACUGGUUUAAAAAAAAAAAAAAAAGAAAGAAAGAAGGUUGUGGGGUAAAGUCCACUUGGAAAGAGCGGUUCCAGCAAGACUACUCGUUUGCUGCUUUUUUUUUUCCCCCACGAUUCCGACGCGAAUCAGUAUUGGAGUGGUACACGCCCGAUUUUUCUUGUGGGCGGCGUGGGAUCGAUUCCCGCUCAGCGAUGGUGUCGAUGUGUGCCCUGCGACUGACCGGUGACCAGUUCAGGGUGUAGUCUGCCUUUCGCCCAAUGUUAGCUGGGAUAGGUACUCCCUGGACCCUUGUGUUCCAGUCAAGCAGGCGACCUGCGCGUGAAUAUGUUUGCGUAAGCAAAAUCCGGCGGAUGCACCGCGGCGAUGAAGGCCAGCCGCUCCUCAUCACUGCGGCUCCUGCUGCUGCUGUUCGGCUGCUGCGGGUGCGCGGCGGCCGCCCACCCGUUCAGACCGCCGCCGGACCUCGACGUGACUCCGCGCGUCACCGUCUCGAUCAACAAUCUGCUCGAUUGCCGACGCUUUGGCUCCUCUUCCGCCGUUAACUACAGCACGAUGUUGCUGGAGGCCGACGGCCAGCGCCUCUACGUCGGGGCCCGCGGGGCCGCGUUCGCUCUCGACGCCGCCGACGUCUCGGCCGGCCCUCCGCUCACUAUCGCGUGGGAGGCCUCCCCCGAGCAAAAGUUGCAGUGCCUACUCAAGGGGAAAGACAACAAGACGGAGUGUUUUAAUCACAUCCGCUUCCUGCAGAGGUUCAACUCCACGCACCUCUACAUGUGCGGGACUCACGCCUUCCGUCCUCUCUGUGCAUACGUAAAUGCUGAGAAAUUUGCGAUGUCUCCACCUGAAGAAGGCAGAGACAAAUGCCCCUACGGCCCGACAACGGGAUUCACCGGCCUCAUCGUCGACCAGGAGCUGUUUACCGCUUCCCAGUAUGAAUUUCGAAGCUUCCCAGAUAUCCGUCGGAACUCCCCCACACUGAAGACGGAGGACGCUCCCACGCGAUGGCUGAAUGAUGCCAACUUUGUGAGCUCCGCGCUGGUGAGGGAGAGCUUGAGCGGGAGCGUCGCGGGCGACGACGACAAGAUCUACUUCUUCUUCACCGAAGGUGGCGCCUCCGGAACCCACGGCAGGGUGCCGCGAGUGGCUCGCGUUUGCAAGGGUGACCGAGGAGGCCACCUCACUCUCCAGAAGCGCUGGACAUCAUUCCUCAAGGCUCGGCUCGUGUGCUCCUUGCCCGAGUACGACUUCCACUUCAACGCGCUGCGCAGCGUCUUCGUCAUGCCCGGAGAGACGCCGCGGGACACGCUGUUCUACGCCAUCUUCGGCCUGGGCUGGAAAAACACAAAGGCAUCUGCGUUGUGUCGCUUCUCGCUGUCUGAAGUCCAAGAGGCCUUCCAAGGGCCUUACAUGGAGACCCAGGACUCUGGCUCCAACUGGAAUGAGUACAGUGGAAAAAUUCCUGACCCGCGACCUGGAACGUGCAUCACAGAUGCCACUCGGGCCAGGGGCAUCAAUUUGUCCACUUCCCUGCCCGAUGACGUGCUCAACUUUGUCCGAAGACACCCGCUGAUGUCGCAGCAGGUCCAGGCUUUAGACCGCCGCCCCCUGCUGUUCAAGAGGACCACGGACUACACGCACGUGGCUGUGACUGUGGUCCAAGGCUUGGAUGGCCAAGCAUACCAUGUCUUAUUCAUGGGAACAGAUGAAGGCUGGCUCCACAAGGCCGUCCACGUGGAGGGUCAGUUGCACAUCAUCGAGGAGCGACAACUGUUUGAGCAACCGCAACCAGUGGAAAACGUGCUUAUUUCCGUCAAACAGAGGAGCGUAUACGCGGGCGCCCCGUCGGGCGUGGUGCAGCUGCCCCUGUCCAGCUGCCGCAGGUACGCUUCCUGCUACGACUGCAUCUUGGCCCGGGACCCUCACUGCGCCUGGAGCGGAGACGCGUGUGUGGACGUCUGGGCGUACGCGGACAAAUCUACGUUAAUCCAGGACAUCCAGCGAGGCCGCAGGGGGUGUGACAACACUCGAGGCGACGUGGCCACACGCCGUCGCUCGGUGCGAGUCGGCGACGACGUGCUCUUGCAGUGCGAGCUGAGCUCCAAUUUGGCCACGCCACUGUGGACGCUGGACGGCCAGGAGCUGCACGGCUACGGCCUCAGUUCGGGAUUCCGGACCGGCACCGACGGCUUGCUCGUCAUCCGGGCGCGCCGGGACCAGAGCGGCCGUUACACCUGCUACACGCUGGAGAACGGCAUCCGGGUCGCCGUGGUUACCUACAACGUCAGCGUCUCUCUCGACCCGCCGCUUCCGCCCACUGAAGACCCUCGACGCCAGUCCAUCCCCUCGCCGCCCGCCACCCCCUCCGAGGGGGACCCGUCGUCUCGGAUGCCCCACUCGGAGAUGCUCUCCGCCAAGAGCAUGGAGGCCCUGUACCUGUCCCUCAUCACCAUCCUGGGCAGCCUGUGCGUGGUUCUCACCGUGGUGCUGUUCUACUUGGGCUUCUGCCUGCGAGUGGGCAACCAAGGGAAGUACUCGCUGCGCACCGCGGCCGCAACGUACCCGGGCGGGAAGAGAAACCCCAAGAAGCGAAAUUCCUCCCACUUGGAGCUGAAGACCAUUUCCAGUAACGGCCACGGCGUCCACAACGGUGUCUCCAUGCGUCCUUACGGCGACAUCCACGCCGGAGGCUUCCUCCAGAUUGUCCCGGGUGAGGCUUACACCUCCCCGAACACGGACAACGCCACCCCGCCGCCGCCGGCCCCUCCGCUGCCCACCGCGCCGGAGUGCAACUUCGCCAACGGGCUCUCGGCCACCCUGCCCAACGUCCUGCGACGGAUGAACGGCAACAGCUACGUGCUGCUCACGCAGAGCGACGGCGAGAGCGCCGCGCCCAUCUGCCCGUCCUUCGCCGACGAGCUCAACAGGAUCCUGGAGAAGCGCAGACGCACUCAGCUGAUGCCCAGGCCGGACGAGAGCUCCGUCUAGGCCGAGGAAAAGAGACUCGCAAGGGGAGAGGAAGCGAAACUGACUUCAUUUGUGCCCUGAGGGACACGUGCAGCUUUGGGGAGAGAAUUUUCAAAGUUGGAAACUUUCCACGGGAAUUGACCAGAAAUGUGGGAAUAAAUGGAAAUAAAACAGAUAAUUAUUUCUCAGCUCACUCAGGUUACCUCCCACCUUCGGAAAACGUGCGUUUUAGAGUCUUCGAAGACUACACGGUUUAGAUAGAAUGGACCUUUCCGACCUGUCAAUCAUUCGUACAAUAACAGCCAAUCAGAUAGCCGCCCCUGGCUUGACACGCCCCUGCCGCCAUGUUGUCCCACAAGCAAUGCUGGUUGCCAGUAGCGUGCGCUCGGAAAAGUUAAUGUUAAAGAAGAAAAUGGUCCUCAGAUGUGCUGGGGGAACGUGCAAUUCUGAUGAAAGAUAUCCUGCUAGCUUACGAGCGGCCCGCUUGAUUCAUUGUCCAAAGCCUAAAACGCACUUGACGAAGCGUCUACGACGGAUUAAGGCUCGCGGAAGAGCUCGCGUACAACUAAAUGUGAACAAUAUCGACAAACACAAGGCUGUAUGUUCGAAGGUAAGUGAGGGAAAAGUAUCUUAUUAAUACUUUAUACAUUGCAGGAGAACAACUUUCAUUUUGUUAGCGUAUCAAUGACCUGCUGAACAAAGUGUGUCAUGUUUUAUGCCGAAGAGUCGGGUUAGCGAUACGUAAAUGCAAGAGAAAUGUCUAUUUGCCUAUUUGUAUCACAUCAGACUUUUAAGACACUUCCCCUGUUUUACAUGCGCAGUACCAUUCCACUAUUUGGAUUUCAAUAUGAACUUUGUGAGGCGUCAAACUUUUCGCUGUAAUUCUGAUAUUGGGUCCCGCUCAGUCCAAAAAUCUGAAUUCCGUGUACAUAUCCUUGCGGGAAAUAGUUGAGACCUCUCUGUAGGACUCUCUCGGGCAGGUCUGGAGCUCCGUCGGAAAGGUCCGUUCAAGACGUGGGGCGAGACGGCAAAUUAAAAAAAAAAAUUUCUAGCCUGGAAGCAAGGUUAUAUAGGCUCAUAAAAUAUGGUCAGAUUGGUUCCUUGUUUUGUAAUUUGACCUUCUGCAUAACAAAUUAUCUAUCAUAACCAACAUAAUACUGACAUCAAAGUGAAACAAAUUGUCACAAGGUGUCCAGCCCUCUCGGAACGAGUGGAACAGCCUGCAGACACACAACAAA